UGCUCAUAAAGUUUUUAUUGCUGUCACAGGAUUCACUCAGUACCAAGACAGGCCGGAUGACAGUUUCCUGAAGUUGAUUUAAACCAAGAGCUUGCACUUUCAACAACAGAUUUGAACAAAAGAGACAGAAGAGACAAUGUCUGGGAAGCGGCUAACCCCUUUUGUGCAGAGAUGGCUCUCAAACACGCUUAAGCCUGAAACAGCAUCAACCCAGCCCCUCUGCAGACGACAACAUACACUAGUGAGAAAGCCUCUCUGUUCCAACUCUGUGCGUAUCCCACAUAGAACUUUCACUAGAUCUUCCACACUAUGUAAAGCAAAAUCGACGGAUCAGCAACAGAAGGCUGUUCUUCAGCAACUGGAGCUACCAGAUUUUGGAAGCGACUUGAAAUUCAAAGGACUGGAAACGGACUUCCCUUGCCUAGCAAGAACACCUGAGUCAGGCCCCGAUCCUGCCUAUCAAAAGGUAGUCUCAGGCUACCAGAACUUUCAUUACAAUGAGCCUUACUCCCUGAAAUACAACGGCUGUGUACUGCCGGAGCUGAAUAUCGCAUAUGAGACCUGGGGAGAGCUUAACCAUGACAUGAGCAAUGUGGUUGUAGUGUUCACAGGGCUCUCAAGUAGCUCUCAUGUGAGAAGUCACCCGUUAAACAAAGCCCCAGGAUGGUGGGAGAAGUUCAUUGGACCAGGAUGCGCCAUUGAUACAGACAAAUUCUUUGUCAUCUGCGGCAAUCACAUAGGAGGCUGCUAUGGCACAACAGGUCCAUCUUCCACCAACCCUAUCACAGGCAAAGCCUAUGGGACAACCUUCCCUGUGGUUAGUGUGGAGGACAUGGUGAAAGUGCAGUAUCUGCUCCUGGAUCACCUAGGCAUAGACAAGGUCCAUGCUGUUGUUGGUGCAUCGCUCGGUGGUAUGUGUUCAGUGAUGGCUGCUGCCCUCUACCCUCAGAGAGUAGGAAGGGUGGUCUCAAUAUCAGCCUGUGCCCAGACCUAUGCCAGCUCCAUCGCUCUUCGCUUCCUGCAGAGGAGAGCUAUCAUGACAGACCCUAACUGGCAGAGAGGGCACUACUAUGGCACCUCCUACCCCAAGAUGGGAAUGAAGCUUGCAAGAGAGAUCGCUACCAUCACAUACCGGAGUGGUCCAGAGUGGAAGCAGAGGUUCGGGAGGAAACUGAUAGACCCGGCUGAACCCCCAUCGCUCUGCCCGUCGUUUGAGAUUGAGGAAUACAUCAUGCACCAGGGAGAAACAUUCAGUAACAAAUACGACCCCAACUCACUGCUUUACAUCUCAAAGGCUAUGGACAUGUUUGACAUGGGGGAGGGGUUCAGCUCACUUCAAGAAGGCAUGGCGAGGGUUCAAUGCCCGGUCAUGGUGCUGGGUGCGCAGACGGACAUACUGAUCCCUAUCUGGCAACAGAGGGAGAUUGCUGAUCUUCUGAAGGCAUCGGGUAAUGAAGCAGUGAGCUUCUAUGAACUCAAUUCCAUCUUUGGGCAUGACACGUUCCUCUUGGAUCUCACCAGCGUCGGUGGUGCAAUCAAGGGACAGCUGGAGACGGAUUUGAAGGAAAAUGGCUUAGUACGGAAAGCGGCCCCAAGCAGGCUGAAGAAGUAGCAGAACAGCAGAGACCUCAAACCAAAGACCUGUUCCCCAUUCAUACUUCAGAAGACUUCUUUUGCUUUCAAUUUUUGAGCUCUGCAAGCAGACUUGUUUAGAGCGAUGGGCAGAUCUUUUUGUACGCUAGUUAUUGGUGUUGAUGUAAAUGAUGAUAGUUUAAGUGUUACAGAGUACUUGGUUUACCCUUGAUCCACAACUCAGCUCUCAUGAUUGGCAUAAACUUUGACAUUUCACCCUCAACUGUCAAUUGGAAGCACCUAUACUGAGUACUGAGAGCAAAAGGAAUGUAAACUUGAAUGCUAAAUAUCUAAUAUUGAUUGGUGUAGUUGAUUUUAUAUGGUGAUUCUUCCUCAAAGAUUUCUCUUUUAAACAUCACUUUAUUGAUCAAACUUUGCACAAUAAAGGAGACAUAGUAGCACAGGACAAACCAAUUUAUGUGUAGUUACAGGGCACGAAAGACAUCGUGGACAAAAUACAGCAUAAAGAACAUAUAUUGUUAUAAACCAAAAAUCAUACACACUCUUUGUAAAGGAAUCAAUUUAGAGAAAACACAAGAGCUAAAAUAUUCAGCUGUCAGUUUCAGUUUGUGGGGCAGUCUGCCUCAAAAUGCUUGCGGAAGAGGAAAACCUCCAUCUUCGCUUCUGCAGUUUUCAAGGAACCAUAGUCAUUGAUCCCUAUACAAUUUGAGAUGUGCUUUGCAUUUGUAUUUGUUGAGGGAGGGGUGGGGUAGUUAUAUUGUUCGCUAAAACUAUCUGUUCUUUGAUUGUACCCCUUCUAUUGACAAAGUUUAUGAUCCAAACCUCUUUCAUUGGGACCAUGUGGGGGGGGGGGGGGGG
Molecule: messenger RNA, 2451 nt
Organism: Strongylocentrotus purpuratus (purple sea urchin)
Lineage: Eukaryota; Metazoa; Echinodermata; Echinoidea; Camarodonta; Strongylocentrotidae
Product: serine O-succinyltransferase
Exons: 10
Coding region: 137-1612 (491 amino acids)
Biological process (GO): L-homoserine metabolic process
Molecular function (GO): homoserine O-acetyltransferase activity; L-serine O-acetyltransferase activity
Source: RefSeq, a predicted model, not a curated record